Messenger RNA from Saprolegnia parasitica CBS 223.65, 785 nucleotides. RefSeq lists its product as hypothetical. The transcript has 4 exons. The record is from RefSeq and is a predicted model, not a curated record. Gene Ontology annotation, molecular function: translation initiation factor activity; ribosome binding. Bases 56 to 730 code for a protein of 224 amino acids. Gene Ontology annotation, biological process: regulation of translational initiation. Gene Ontology annotation, cellular component: cytoplasm; eukaryotic translation initiation factor 3 complex. Lineage: Eukaryota; Oomycota; Saprolegniomycetes; Saprolegniales; Saprolegniaceae.
AAAGCAACGAUUUUGAGCUAUUUAAUUCCGCGCCAGCCCAUUUUAUCUUAUUGAGAUGAGCCGCUUCGUGAGCUUUGAGAAGGACGCGACGUCCAAGGCCGCGACCGCGGUCCGCGCGCAGGUCGCCGCCGAUGGCAUGGACGAGAAGCUCGUCGGCCUCCUCGAGGCCUACCUGGACGAGCAAAUCGCGAGCAACGUCGUCGACGAGGAAGCCAACCUCAUGCUCCUCAAGCUCUACACCAUCUACCCGGUCAAGCCCGAGCAGCACCAGACGCGCGUCGCCCAGGUGCUCGCCAAGGGCCUCAUGGCGUUGCCGUCCAAGUACUUCCUUGGUGCCACGUACAUGGUCACGGAGGCGCUGCGCAAGGACAAGAACAUUACCGACUUGCUCAAGGCCGGCGACGUCUUGCAGUCGUGCUUGUUCACGGAUUUCUGGACGCUCGACUUGCCGUUCGCCAAGAAGAUUCCUGGCUUCGAGCAGGCCGUGCGCGCGUUCAUUCUGUCGACGAUUGCCAAGAGCCACGAAGUGGUCGCCAAGGCGUUUGUGCAGGCCCAGCUGAACUUGUCAGAAAAGGACGUGGCGUCGCUCGUCGCCGAGCUCGGCUGGACGACCAAGGACGCGUCGUACGUUGUGACGCCCAACUCGGAGAACCAGAUGCGCCCCAAGAAGUUCAAGGAAGACAUUGAGUUUGCCGACAUUCUGGACACGAUCCAGGUGCUCUCCCGCUAAGUUAGAUAUACGAGGUGUCUCUGGAAGCCGUCUCGACAACACGAGUGCCACGUCA